UCCCCCACCUUUGCAAAUUCCUAUGAUAUCAUCCACUUAUAUAUCAACGACUUAUGAACCAUAUCCCCACAAUUAAUUAACCUUCCCAGCUAGCUAGCUCUAUCUCAUAUGGAAAACUACCAACUUCUCUUCCCAAGUUCAUCAUCGGGGAACAUGCUGAAUUCUUAUAUUGAUUAUCGCGAAAGCCAUGGUAAUGGGUUUAUCGGGUUGAUGCAAAGCAUGGGAGUCAUUGAUUCCGAUCAUACCCAUAUGUUGACUAGUGAUAGUUCGAAGAGAAACAAUAUGGAUAUUGAUGACGAAGAUGAUGACUACGAAGAAGAGGAGAAAUCUGUGGGGAAGACGGUGAUUAAGAAGGAGGAGAAGAAGAAAAAGAAUAAGACAACUAAGGAACCUAGGUAUGCAUUUGAGACAAGGAGCCAAGUUGACAUCCUAGAUGAUGGAUAUCGAUGGAGGAAAUAUGGUCAAAAGGCCGUCAAGAACAACAAAUUUCCAAGGAGCUAUUAUAGGUGCACCCAACAAGGUUGCAAUGUGAAGAAACAAGUACAACGGUUAUCAAGAGAUGAAGGAAUAGUUGUCACAACUUAUGAAGGAAUACAUUCUCAUCCACUUGACAAAUCCACCGACAAUUUUGAGAACAUCUUGACACAAUUGCAAAUCUAUUCCACUUCCCAUUAGUUUUAUUUUCCAUUGUUACCUAGUUAUAUAUGUUUGUCCCUAAUAAUCUAGAUCAAAUUAAGUUUAUACAC
Impatiens glandulifera is the source of this 746-nucleotide messenger RNA. RefSeq names its product probable WRKY transcription factor 75. The coding region runs from base 109 to 675 and encodes 188 amino acids. Gene Ontology annotation, biological process: regulation of DNA-templated transcription. Lineage: Eukaryota; Viridiplantae; Streptophyta; Magnoliopsida; Ericales; Balsaminaceae. Gene Ontology annotation, molecular function: DNA-binding transcription factor activity; sequence-specific DNA binding. The transcript has 2 exons. The record is from RefSeq and is a predicted model, not a curated record.